AUGAAACCAGACUCGAAGCACCGGGCUCUUGGAAAUAGAUUAAGAAAAUUCGGGUUCUCACUGAGUCAGUCGAAAGUUAACUGUUCAGCGAGUAGUAAGAAACACCUGAGUCAAGUUAAUCGUUACAAAGGAAUCAAACCACGCAUCUCUAUACCAUUGAAACCUACUGGAUAUAAGAGUUCGAGACUUGUGCACAGAAAAGACGUACAACCAUCAACCAGUAGAAGUGAAGAGGGACGCCAUAUUGAAAAUCCAAAAUCUCAAAGUAACCAAAAUCCUCAGACAGGAACAGCACUUCUGAAAGAUUCGGUCGAUGCAAACGAAAGUUCAAUUGACUUAUCCAAUGUGCCAAAUUGGUUACGCGAAACAAUUCAUCCUAUAAAAAAUUACUUUCGUGAAGACCUUUCAAAACUGGAAAACAUGACUAAGAAUCGUAAACAUCAAAUGGAGAGUAAUUUGUCGUCAUCGCAGCUUAAUUAUGCCAGUGUGCAUAAAACACUUAAAGCUGCUAAGGACAACCUGCCCUGCGAUAUUGAUGAGAUCUUCUCAAAUCUCGGUUUAGGAACAUGGAUAAACGAAUAUAGAAGCGGAUUCCGCGAUUGUAAAGAAGAGAAGUUAUCAGUGGGAAAAGAUACAGGUGGUAGUCGUGGUGUUCUAGGUUGUCAAACAUCAUCAUCAUCAUUACCAUCCUUGAAUCCAGUUGAUCUAGAUAGAGAAGAAAAUUUGAUGAAAGAAGGAGUUAGAAGGACGCAUCCUGAGCAUGGCCAACUUCAACUGAUAAACACAAAGACAUCAGAUAAAAGACCAACUGAUGAGGAGAAACUGAAGCCUUCUACAUCGAAUUCGCACAACGCUGGAUGUGGUAGUGAGCUGAAGAAGGCAUCCCAGUUAUUAACAGGAAAGGCUUCCUGUCAAUUGACGAAUUCAACAACUCAUCAUCAGACAUCUCGAAAUCCAUAUACACUUAUGCAGAAGGAUGCGCUAGAUCGUGAAUUCUUCGCGAAGCUAAUCGAGGCUAAGUGUAAUGAAUACGAAACUUCAAGGCAAAUGAAGAAGCACCGCGAAUACAAAGGUGGAGAAAUUAAAAGUCGAGGGAAGCAUAGAAGUUUUGAGGACUACGCCUGCAGACCGUCAACUAGCCUACACUAUCAACCCAUUCCAUCGACGAGUUUUGAUAAAGAAAACAAGGAGAUUAGGGGAAGUAUCUCUGAUGAAUGCUUCCAUAAACUGCAUAGUAAUCAGAGAGGAGAUAAAAGCACUGAAACGCCGACUAUACGACAGAUCUCUCCACCUCAGCAUCCUAUUUGGGAUACUCCAGCUGACCUGCGAACGUCAUCAAAUUACUUCUUCCGGCCAUAA
Messenger RNA from Trichobilharzia szidati, 1359 nucleotides. The record is from the annotation of a GenBank genome assembly. NCBI's taxonomy places the organism in Eukaryota, Metazoa, Platyhelminthes, Trematoda, Strigeidida, Schistosomatidae.